CUGCUCUGUGGGUGGAAACCCCUUAAGAGAGGACAUAGAGAAUGGCCAGACUUGUUCAAGCUGACAGGAAGGUGACAGUAACUCAAAUAGCCAUGCGAGCAACAGUGAUGUGCAGAAGAGCAGCUCUGAGCGCACAAAAUGUCAAACCUUGAAGUGGAUGGACUCCAGCAGCAGAAGACCACGGCCAUAUACUCAGAGGUCAAUUUAUUAAGUACUGAAGUUUUCACCAUACGUUAUUGUGGAAGAGUGAACAGUAAACAGUUAAUCUUACUGGGACCGCCUCAUUGUCUGGUUUAUGCUUGGUGUUUAGUUCAGAGUUCUUUUACGCCUGUGCGAGAACACUACAGUAAAAAGGCGGCAUUACCAGGUGUUUCAAGUGCUACGAUGGCUUCACGAUCCAGCAUCAAGUCAUUGCCAUCCAGUGCCAGGGACAGUAGGGCAUCAACAAGUAAGGCUGCCCAUGCAAGAGCUAAAGCAAAAGCCGCCAAGGUACGAGCGUUGUACGCCAAACAAGAAGCAAAAUUGAAAAUGGAAAAGGCUGCCAGAGAAAAAGAAGCAGCUGCCAGAGAAAAGGAAGCGGCUGUCAGAGAAGCUGAAAACCAGUUGGAAAAGGUAAGGAUAGAGUCAGAGUUAGAAGUGCUGAUGCUACACCGAGAAGCCGAAGCUGCCAGGGUGGAAGCAGAGAUAAUAGAAAGUGCUGAAGAAAUGCAUGUUCUGGAUGACGUAAAAUCUACUUCAGUAAGGACGAGAUUGGAACGCACAAGCGACUAUGUCUGAUCUCAAAUGGACUUGAAGAUUUGUUCUUCCUCUCCAUACUUAUAUGCUAACAUCCCACCCCAUGAGGAGUCUCAGAGAGGCCCAAUUGCAUCACAUCCAUCUGAGGAAGACAAUUUACCCUUGCAACUCCGUGACGAAUUCAAGAAUGAAAGGGCUGAUGACAAAUACUUCUCGACACCCAACUUACCAGAUUUGGUGAGAGGAGAGGCAAAGGCUGAAUUCAGAACAGCAAAUUCCAUAACAGAGGUACGCUCUCAGUCAUAUACCCGCCGACAUAUUCCCCCAGGCCGCAUGCCACUUGCAGUUGAACCCAUGGCACAGUAUUUAGCGCGACAAGAUCUCGUCACUUCAGGACUAUACCAGUUUGACGAUAAACCUGAAAAUUACCGUGCAUGGUACUCCACAUUCACCAACGCUAUCCAUGGAGUCCAGCUCGGAGCAACCCAAGAGUUGGAUCUUAUGACGAAAUGGCUGGGAAAAGAAUUAUGCAAACAGGUGAGAUGCAUACGUUCAGUGUACAUCAACAACCCCAAGCUAGCCUUACGCAAAGCAUGGGAGAGACUUCGGGAGUGCUAUGUGGCCCCUGAAAUUAUUGAAAUGGCACUAUUUCAAUGUCUGGAAAAUUUUCCUAAGGUGUCAGCCAAGGACCACACUAAGUUAAGAGAGCUCAGAGAUUUACUCAUGGAGAUUCAAGGCGCCAAAGAAGAUGGCUAUUUAACUGGUCUAUCAUACCUAGAUACUUCGUAUGGGAUUAGACCAAUCGUGGACAAACUUCCAUUUGGGCUGCAGGAAAGGUGGGUGUCUGUUGGCUCAGAGUACAAGGAAGAAAAUGAUGGUUGAUUUCUUCCCUUUGAGUAUUUCACUAGGUUUGUGCGCAAGGAGGCAAAGAAGCGAAACGACCCUAGCUUCAUGAGUCCAGGUAGCAGUACAAUUUCCACCAAGCCAGUUAAAUCCACUUCGAAUAAUUUCAACAUCAAUAAACCUGUCUCAGUGCGUAAAACUGAAGUCUUUACAACUAACAAUGACCCUAGCAAGAAUUGUCCAUUGCACAACAAACCCCACCCCCUCAAAAAAUGCAGAACGUUUAGGAAAAAACCCCUUGAAGAGAGAAUGGCCCUUCUCAAGGAGAAAAAAAUGUUUUAAAUGCUGUUCCUCUACCUCUCACCUUUCUAGAGGGUGUACGAUCUCCGUGAAGUGCCCGGAAUGUAUUAGCACUAAUCACGAUGGGGCCAUGCAUCCCGGCCCGUUACCGCAAACCAACAAAGCUCCUUCACCCUCACAACAGGACGGCAGGGAGGGAGAGGCUCACUCCAGGACAACUGUUGUCAGCUCGAGCUGCACAGAAGUUUGCAGUCAAGCUCAGUCAAGCCGUUCCUGUUCAAAGAUCUGCCUCACUAAGGUGUACCCUAAGGGAGCCAAAGACAAGGCCAUCAAAGCCUAUGUUAUUCUGGAUGAUUAGAGCAAUCGCUCACUAGUCAGACCAGAGUUCUUUGACUUGUUCAACAUUGAGAGUGAGCAGUUCCCAUACUACCUUAGAAUUUGCUCAGGCAACAUGGAAACUUAUGGAAGGGAGGCAGAAGGCUUCCAGCUUGAGUCCCUGGAUGGUAAAGUUGUCAUCUGUCUCCCUCCACUCUUAGAGUGGAAAUUUUGAAUAACCACACUGAGAUCCCAACGCCAAGUGCAGUGCUACACCAGCCACAUCUCCACCACAUUGCCAAGCACAUCCCAGAACUGGAUCCAAAAGCAGAAAUACUCCUGCUAUUAGGAAGAGAUGUUCUCCAGGUGCACAAGGUUAGUCAGCAAGUCAAUGGACCACACAAUGCCCCCUUUGCCCAACGCCUGGAUCUGGACUGGGUGGUGAUAGGAGAGGUGUGCCUUGGCAAUGUACACAAACCGACAGAUAACACACUCAAGACUAAUGUGCUAGAGAGUGGCCGCCAUUCAAUUUUUCAACCCUGCACAAGUUUCAUGUGUAUCAAGGAAGCACGACAAGGCUUUAACAAAUAUAAGGUAACCGACAAGACACUGGGACAGUCAGUCUUAACUCAAACUGAGCAUGAUAACAAACUUGCUCCAUCAGCUCAAGACGUCAUUUUCUCAAAAAUAAUGGACACCAAGGUCUUCAGAGAUGAAGCAAAUAAUUGGGUCGCCCCACUACCUUUCAGAGAACCACGCCAGUGCUUGCCAAACAACAAAGAGCAGGCAGUCAAGCGGUUCACGUCCUUGCAAAAAACCCUGAAAAGGAAACCUGAGAUGCAGCAACAAUACAUAGCAUUUAUGAAGAAGAUCUUCACUAAUGGACAUGCUGAAGUAGCACCGCCACCGAGGGAAGGCGAGGAGUGCUGGUACCUCCCAACGUUUGGGGUUUACCACCCACAAAAGUCCAAUCAGAUCAGGAUGGUCUUUGACUCCAGUGCUCAGUGCGCUGGUAUCUCCCUUAAUGAUGUGCUCCUUACAGGCCCCGAUCUUAACAAUACCCUUCUCGGGGUCCUGAUGCGCUUCCAGAAGGAGAAGGUCGCAAUCUUAGCAGACAAGGAGAGCUCUUUCAGGAAAUUCAACCCGAUCCUGAAGAACGAUAUCAUUUGCAUUGGAGGCCGGUUAAUACACUCCCACUUUCCAGCUGCAGAAAAGAGCCCAGUAAUCCUGCCCAAAGACAGCCAUGUUUUCCUACUGCUCACUCGCCAUCACCAUGAACAGGUAAAGCAUCAGGGCCGUCACCUGACGGAAGGAGCAAUAAGGGCAAUGGGUCUGUGGAUCUUGGGAGUUGGAAGUUCAACGUAUGGCGGACCUCCCACCAGAACGCUUUGAAGCCUGCCCUCCUUUUACACAUGUGGGGCUCGAUGUAUUUGGUCCCUGGACUAUCACUACGAGAUGCACCAGAGGAGGACAAGCAGAGAGCAAGCAGUGGGCCAUCAUGUUCAGCUGCAUGAGUUCAAGAGCGGUACACAUUGAGGUAAUCGAAUCUUUGGAUACUUCCAGCUGCAUUAAUGCUCUCAGGCGCUUCUUUGCUCUAAGAGGCCCUACAAAACAGUUAAGGUCUGAUUGUAGCACAAACUUUAUUGGAGCGUACAAGGUGCUGGGGAUGGACAAGGUGCAAAGGUACCUCAGUCAACAGGGAUGCAACCGGGAUUUCAACACACCACACGCCUCUCACAUGGGAGGCGCAUGGGAGCGGAUGAUUGGUAUCGCCAGAAGAAUUCUUGAUUCAAUAUUUCUGCAGCAACGCACCGGACUGACCCAAGAGGUACUGUGCACACUAAUGGCAGAGGUCACAGCCAUUAUAAAUGUACGACCACUCCUACCUGUGUCUUCUGACCCAGAAAACCCCUUCAUACUCUCACCAUCAAUGCUCCUUAUGCAGAAGGCAGGAGCUCACCCUCCACCUGGGGACUUCUCUGAUAAGGAUUUGUACACAAAGCAAUGGAGACAGGUCCAGGCUCUGGCAAAUCGAUUCUGGUCUAAUUGGAGACAUGAAUAUCUACCUUUGUUGCAACACAGACAAAAGUGGACAGAACCUCACAGGAAUCUUCAAGUUGGAGAUUUAGUUCUUCUCAGGGACAAGCAAAUCGCCCGCAACUGCUGGCCAAUGGCCAGAAUCACUGCCACAUUCCCUAGUAGGGAUGGACAUGUAAGGAAGGUCAAGUUGAUAACCUCUGACCAAGGUGAUGUGAAAACUUACCAAAGGCCAGUUGCAGAAGUCAUUCUACUUCUACCUAAGGACUGGUUUAGAGACUGAAGUUUUGUAUUAUGUUCAUUGUGACCUUACGAAGGUCAGGCGGGGAGUGUGUUGUCUUUAAGGCAUUUGUUUAGUUUAUUAUAUUUUCGCUUUAGUAAUUCGUUUGUAAUCGUUUUCUAGUUAAAGUUAAGGUUGUUUAAAGUAAAUUCGUUGUCUGUGAUAUAUCGCGGCAUGCGAUGACGUCACACCUGGUUACGCCACGUCUUGUGGGAAAAUACCGGUUUGGAGAAAUGGGAAGGAGGGGGCUUAAGUGUGUACAGGAUCAGCGUGAGAAAAGUUUUCUUUCUCAGAAACAUCAGAGAAGCAACGCCGUAAGUUCAUAAGAUAAUCGAUAAUCAAUAUGUUGAAUUAAAGAUGUUAACGCUGAUUCUGUUAAAAGUAAUGACGGUUGAUAAGUUUAUGUUUUUUGUUAUUUAAAGAGUUACGGAUAGUUUGUGUUGAUGUAUUUAAAGCCAGUUGAUGGUGUAGGUAGAUUCUGACUGUAUGUUGCACUUUAAUGUAAUAUAGUUGUUGUAGUUUUACUUUUGCAAGUAUUUAUGAUGUAAAUGUGAUGAA
This is a messenger RNA of Hypanus sabinus (Atlantic stingray), 5068 nucleotides long. RefSeq lists its product as uncharacterized. The record is from RefSeq and is a predicted model, not a curated record. NCBI's taxonomy places the organism in Eukaryota, Metazoa, Chordata, Chondrichthyes, Myliobatiformes, Dasyatidae. The transcript is spliced from 2 exons. Bases 2746 to 3585 code for a protein of 279 amino acids.